AUGCUUUCUAAUGAAGAGUUUCAAAUUAUACAUGACCUUGUUGAUCUUUUAUAUCUAUUUAAUAAAGCAACUAAGAUUCUAUCAGGUUCUAAUUAUGCUAUUUUGUGUAUUAUAGUACCAACAAUUGAAGAAUUAAUUAAUUGUUUAAAUCAGACAAAUAGUGAAUCUGAUAUUAUAAAUGAAGUAAAAGAUAUCAUUCUUGAUAAUUUAUCAAGCAGAUGGUCAUUACUAUAUGAAUAUGGCUUAUAUGCAUCUUUUCUCGAUCCAAAAUUCAAAAACCUAUCCUUUCACUCUAGUUCAUUACAAAGACAAACUAUUGAAAAACUAAAAGAUCAAUUUAAUAAGCUAAAUAGGCAAAUUAAUCAAGCAACAACUUCUAAUACAAGUUCAACAGAACAAAUUACAAAAAAAAAAUCUGCUAUAAAAAGUUUUUUUUCAUCAAUUUGA
This is a messenger RNA of Cetraspora pellucida, 447 nucleotides long. The record is from the annotation of a GenBank genome assembly. NCBI's taxonomy places the organism in Eukaryota, Fungi, Glomeromycota, Glomeromycetes, Diversisporales, Gigasporaceae.